Molecule: messenger RNA, 4118 nt
Organism: Malaya genurostris
Lineage: Eukaryota; Metazoa; Arthropoda; Insecta; Diptera; Culicidae
Gene: Ythdc1
Product: YTH domain-containing protein 1
Exons: 3
Coding region: 373-2172 (599 amino acids)
Biological process (GO): regulation of alternative mRNA splicing, via spliceosome; mRNA splicing, via spliceosome
Cellular component (GO): nucleoplasm
Molecular function (GO): mRNA binding; N6-methyladenosine-containing RNA reader activity
Source: RefSeq, a predicted model, not a curated record
UGUAAUAAUGGCGAAAGCGAAUAAACGCGUUUGAAACAUUAGACUUUGCAGUGAAAACUAAGCAGUAAAAAUUGUUGUAAUUCGUUAAAAUUUGUGUGCAAAAGUAAAAUUAAUGGUUGUUAAGGAAGUUUUCCAUAAAUAAAAAGUAACGCACCUGCUAGCACGGUUACCAACUCAUUCACCAGCUUCAUAUACAGUUCGUCAGCUACGGCCAGCAAAAACGGGAUUACCACCUCAGCUGCAUAUGUGUGCGUGUCCGCCCGGAUAGUGGUGACUGGGUGCAUUUAUGUGUAGCGGUGGGUAUACAGAAAAGCAUAGAACAUCGACAUUGAGCUGAGCGAACAUAGCAGAGAAGAGAAAAGUUCAGAAAAGAUGGCCGAUCUGGACGCAGUGAAUCUCGGUCUCGACGACACGGAACGGGAUAUUGCGGAAGAACUGGAGAAUAGUUACGAUACAAGGAGUGAGGCUUCUGCGGCAAGUUCCGAUAGUACUACUACCAAUCCCAGUAUCAGUGACGUAAGCUCGGACUCGUCGGAUGACGAUGAUGAAGAGGAUAACACCGAGCGUAGAAAUGUUAGCACUAAGAAAGCCCUACAGAAAAAGAAAGGUAACAAGAAGAAGGAUGAGAAAGAACUCAAGAAAGAUGGGGAAAAAGAUGGCGGUGGAACGACCGCUACAACUAACAGUACCAAGAAGGAGCGGAAAUCUCGCAGCCGAAGUCCGCAGACUGCGGCCGCAAACACGGGCACCGAGACGAAACGAGGUCGCACCAAGAACAGCUCCGUCAAGAAUUCAGUGAAAUCAUAUGACUACGUGACAAAAAUAAACUAUCUCUUCCGGGAGACCCGUUUCUUCCUGAUCAAAUCAAACAAUACGGAAAAUGUAUCGAUUUCCAAAACUAAAGGCGUUUGGUCAACUCUUCCCCCGAAUGAGGCAAAUUUGAACCAGGCAUUCCGGGAAAGCCGUAAUGUUAUACUGAUAUUUUCUGUCAAAGAAAGUGGUAAGUUUGCAGGUUUUGCACGUAUGGCGGCGGAAGCGCGCCGGGAUUUACCAGCAGUGGAAUGGGUUCUUCCACCCGGAAUGUCAGCUAAAGCUCUCGGCGGUGUUAUUAAAAUAGACUGGGUGUGCAAGAAAGAGCUGGCUUUCACCAGCACCACUCAUUUGUAUAAUCCGUGGAAUGAAAAUAAGCCGGUUAAAAUUGGACGCGAUGGUCAAGAAAUUGAACCAAAAGUUGCUGAGGAACUAUGCCGGUUGUUCCCAGAGGACACGGCGAUUGAAAUGACUCCUAUAUUGAAGAAAUCGAAAGAGGCUUCUAAGCAGAUGAAGGAAAAGGUGGCUUCAAAGUCAUUCCGACGACCGCCGAAUUUUUCACGUCCAACUAGUGCGAUCCGUGGAAGAGGAGCUGGUGGUGGUGGAGGUGGCGGCGGUGGCGGUGGUCCAAUUCGUGGUGGCAGAAGAAAAAUGUUUCCUAACAAGGGACGUCCCGGAAUGUUUCCACCAUAUCGUAAGGAUAUUCGCCGUGGUCACGGUCAUGGUCAUGGCCAUGGUCACGGACCCCGGUUACAUCCAGGUGUUGAUCGCGCUGCCGCCGCUGCAGCCGUUGCUGCUUCGGCUGCCGGGUUUCACGGAUGGGAACGUUACAGUAGCACGGCGGCGGCCGAAGCGUAUGUUGCGGAUUACAUGCGUACCAUGCAACAUCAGCUUCCCCCUAUGCCGUAUGCUCCACCUCCCGGUUUUCCGGGAAUGCCCCUACCAUACGACGGUCUACCGCCACCACCACGCUACUACGAAGGUUUGCCCAUGCCGGAAUAUCCACUUCCACCGGGAGCGAUUCCCGGAAGUGUUACCGGUGCCGCCGGUGUUCCAACACAGCGUGGCGGUGCCUACGAUAAGUAUGAUGAGUUCAUGUGGAAGCCACCACCAGGUGGUCCCGGAUCAGCAAGCGUCCCUACGUCGAAUGCCGGUGCGGCAGGUUUACCGUCAAUGAAGGGACCACCACCACCGUUACCAAACUAUCAUGUUCCACCCCCGUCAGCACUUCCAGCCGGUCUGUCGCAUGGACGCAAAAAUGACCGGGGAGACGGUGGUCAACGGGAUCGUGACCGGAAUCACCGGAACGAUCGUAGUCAACGAGGCGGCAGAAGCUACAACAACAACCGGGAUCGGCGAUGAUUAUUUGAAGCAUUUCUCCACAUGGACCGAAUACCUACUGGCAGGUAUAGCCGUUGAUUUGUGCAGGAUGCACUCCGUGCGCAAUCGUUCGAGACAAAUCUUGAAACCGGAAGCCCACCGCAAAAAUCCGGUCCCGUUUAGAUUAGCAUUAGCGAAUGCAGUUACUAACAGAUCCACACCUUUACUUGUUGUUGUUGUUGUAGUUGUUCGUCGGCGAACAGAAACGACAUCAUCUUUAUCAUUCAUCAAAACCUUCCCCCCACCCCAACGAUUCCAGUGGAUGGAAGUCUGCUACCGCGCACAUACAGACACACGCAGACACACACACACACACCGGAAGUAGCAGCAAGUAGAUCGUGUUCUGGAUUUACCACUAGGAGGAAGUGAUAUUUGUGAUCUCUUCGUCGCUUGGCAAGACAUGAAAGCGAAGAAUAAACAGUGCUCUGAAGUGAAAACUUGUGCUCGUGAAAUCUCUUCUUGUGCGUUGCAACAAAAAAAAAAAAGCUCUACGACGGUUCCUCUUAAUGAACUUAGGCUUAUGCUAAAAGUGUGGUAUUUUCGGAAGCAAGUGAUUGUUUUCGCGGCAAAGAUGGAUUUUGUUACACAGAAAGAAAGCAAGAAAAAAAAAUGAAAUAAAAUUGCAAAGUUUGGGAAGAACUUUCCUGGCAGAUUGAUGGUAAAGUGCAAAUCUGUUCUAGGUGAAUUAAGAAAAUGAUAGUAUUCUCACGAUGAUGCUAAGAAAAGUUGCUACCAUUAGGGGAAAUAAUAGUGAUUGUCUGUCGAAGUAGAAAGGACACAGUAAGAGUGUGGAAAAAAGUGUUAACAGACAAUCCCAGAAAAAAAAUUAAUAAGAAUAAUUGUGUAAUCGUGUUUAGCAAGUUGAAAUGCAAAGCAAAUCUACAAUUAUUACUACUGCUAGUAUGCUAAUAAGAUAUUUACCUACACUAUAUAACAAAAGAAACAAUACAUAAAUAUUAUGUAUCGACAGGCAAAGCAAACAAGAAAAAUUAAAUUAUGAACUUUUACUAGUAAUCUAAUAAAGAUUAAGAAACCCAACCCAACCGAGUGAGAUGAACUUUUUCCCAAACUAGUGUGAUUAUGAAAGUAACCGUGUAUUCUUGGUGGAAUGCUUUUGUCCCCACUGCUAAACUACUCAAUGGGGGGACACAAGCAAGCUAAUGGACGACGGGGCAUACCGAAUACCGAGAAAUUGUGAUACCAGGCGUUACUUACUGGACUUUUCGAAAGUAACACCAAACUGCCUUCCUGAUUUUAAGAGGAAACCUCUCGCAAGAGAAUGCAGAAGAGCAAAUUGUGAUAUGGAAAUACGACUGUGUGUGGUGAAAUUUAGAGGACUCUCUUUCUCUCUUUCCGAAAAUGGGACUGAUUUUUAUAAAAUCGUUACUGAAUGUGUUCUUUAUUCGUCACCAAGUGACUAACCUAAACCCGUCGAAACUAAGAGACUGUAUGUUGGCCCUAGCCUAAUAAGAGAAACUUGCACGCAAUGUGUGCGAGCAGGGACGAAGCUUUUACUGGAUUCCAUGAAUCCGACCCGUCUUUGUUCCAUCCAACAUUUAACCGCAACUGGACUGACAAACUAACUCAAACCGUGAAUACCUUCAAAAAAAAAACGCAUCGGAGCUGGAGUGGCGUGGUGUGACGUGAAAGCUUACGAGUGGGUCGUUGAGUCAUGUCCUAACUCAACAUGUCAACAGCGGUUCCGGUUUUUGGUUUUGUAAAAUAAAAUGCUGUUUAUAACGUUACUUAUUGAUGAAACAGUGGUUCCUUAUACAAAUUUUGUAAUGCAAUUUAUUCUGUAUAUUUACAUUUGAUGUGGAAAGUCUAGUGUUUGUGCUGUAAUGUUGUAAAAACGUUAGAAAUCUACACCACUUGGGGUAAAUGAAACUGAAGGUGUGCGAAUGCGAAUCUCAGAACAUGACAAGCUA